AUGGAAAACAACUCCAAUACAAAUAACAUCGCCACCUGUCCUUUAGUUGAAAGCAAUAUGUGGUUCUUGGAGUACCUAGAAGAUGUCUACAUUAUAAACUGCGUCUUCAACUUUGUAUUCGCGAUCUCAGCAGUUGUCGGAAAUUUUUUUGUUCUGUACUCAAUCAUUAAGACUCCAUCCUUACACAAGCCAUCAAGCUUUCUCAUUUGUAACCUAGCAGUGACAGAUCUCGCAACAGGACUUUUAGUCCAACCACUUUAUGUCAUCUACAAAAUAGCAGAGAUGAAUGGUCUUGUGGAUAUGUCAUGUUAUUGCGGCGUUGUCGUCAACAUGCUGGCCAAUCUCUUCUCAGGUAUGUCUUUCAUGACGGUCACGUGCAUCAGCAUCGACAGAUACCUGGCUUUGUACCUUCACUUAAGAUACGUUGCUGUUGUAACCACACAACGAGUGGUUAAAAUAAUCACGAUGUUCUGGCUCAUUGGAAUCUUCUUCGUCUCAUUUUACCCAUGGAAAGUUUCAGUUUCYUUAGGAUUUGGUGUCAUAGCACUUGUAAUGUGCUUGGGGAUAUCCUCWUUUACAUUCUUCAAGAUUUUCCAAGUGGUCAGGAAGCAUCAAACGCAAGUUUAUGAUAAUACCGCGUCAUACAAUGUAGAGGAUAAAAGGAUUGCCUUUCAUGCACUGAACCUGUCUAAGUAUCGCAGGUCAGUCCUUACGAUGGUUUACAUAUAUAUAAUACUUGCCUACCGUUAA
Actinia tenebrosa (Australian red waratah sea anemone) is the source of this 750-nucleotide messenger RNA. RefSeq names its product adenosine receptor A3-like. Gene Ontology annotation, molecular function: G protein-coupled receptor activity. Gene Ontology annotation, cellular component: membrane. Gene Ontology annotation, biological process: G protein-coupled receptor signaling pathway. The record is from RefSeq and is a predicted model, not a curated record. NCBI's taxonomy places the organism in Eukaryota, Metazoa, Cnidaria, Anthozoa, Actiniaria, Actiniidae.